Molecule: messenger RNA, 4845 nt
Organism: Centropristis striata (black sea bass)
Lineage: Eukaryota; Metazoa; Chordata; Actinopteri; Perciformes; Serranidae
Product: mucin-2
Exons: 3
Coding region: 729-4109 (1126 amino acids)
Biological process (GO): inhibitory postsynaptic potential
Cellular component (GO): postsynaptic density
Source: RefSeq, a predicted model, not a curated record
GAAAAGGAGUUGAAACGGAUAGGCCAUUAUGGGGAAGUACGCAGGCCCAUCCCACACUUUGGCCAUCCAAUCUCCUGAGGGCCCAGGGGACAAAGCAGGCAGAGAAGGAGGGGCCGCCAAGUAGACAAGCCAAUGUGAUGGACAUGGAAAGGAUGGACAGGCUGCAUUUUCUUCCUACCUGCUCAUUUGCUGGUAACCUUUCCGGCCUUAUCCAGAGUCUGUCUCCCUGGAAAGUUAAAGAGAAAUAGGAAGCAAAAGUGCACAACUUUAGAGGAGAUUAUGGACACUUCUCAUGCCCAUUUUAAAGAGUAUUUGAUGCUGCAUAUAUUUAUUUUUGUACGAGGGAAAGAUAAAUGCAAGAGUUUAGCAUUUAUCACAGUGAUCUGUACUUAAUUUUUACUCGCUGUGCUGAAUAUUAAUACACCUUGAACUGUGAAUAUGGUAAUCCAUCCUUUCUAGAGGACAAUCUUAGUUGCAAAGGAAGUCCUUGAUGUAUAGAUUUGAGAGCAGCUGCACACAAUCCUAUAAAGACGUUAAUCUUAUAAAGUUUGUUCUGUGAUGAAACUGGAACUCAGUCAAUCAAUUGUACAGAUCUCUCACUGUUAUAAUGAAUAUAUAGAAAAGGGGGGGUCACUUUCCUUGUUGAUGCACUGACACAACUAGGCCUUCACAACAUCAAACUGCCUGCAGAGCCUUUGGAUGUUGGGGGAGCGAGAGAGACAAGAGCAAUGGUGAGCAAAGAGCCCAACCACUUGCUCACAGGCCAAACCAACGGCAAGAGCACCUUGGCGGACAAGCUGCCCGGGACAAUGACUGUGCGCUCUGUGCUGCUCAAUCGAGACUCCCCGGAUAUCGAGAGCCGCCUCAAGCGUCGCCGAAACCGCACCCACCAGGUCCGCUUCAAAGACCUGGAGGAUGGCAGCAGCAGCAGUGGCAACAGUGGGACAGGAGAAAACAAUAGCCAUCAGAGGCCUGUCACAGACUGUGGCAGCCCACAUCCUCUUCGUAAACACAGCAGCAGGUCCCCUAAGCCAUGGACUGACAGGGAUGGGCCACGGACUCACAGUCUACCUGGUCAAACCUCCGUGGUGGGGGCUGUGCGAGGGGACAUGGCAAGUACUAUAGAGGUGGUGGCUGCUUUCUUAGCCAGGGCCCCUCCUCAUCCACUGACACCGGGUCCCACUCGUCGAUGCUGGGCACCACCACAGAGUAACUCCCUAACCUUGCCAAUGACACGUAGGCCCAGUACGAGCACCAGCACAGCCAUCCAGACCUCCCCAUGCCUGAAAAAGCCCCAGUCCCUCUCUUCCACCCACACACGUAGCCACAGCCUCGGGGACUCAGUGGGCAUGGAUGGGGAUGAUGAACAUGACUCUCAAGAUGAGUUCCUAACGCACAACCAUGUGUUGGUGCCUGGGUCCAAGGAUCAGAACGGUCCACCUGUUCCCGGGGAUCGAGCUGUGCUGGAACGGAGGCCUAAAGCCUCCAGGACAGACAUUAAGUCCGCUGUUAGUGUGGUCAAAAACUCCAGGCACAGCUGCCCUCCUUCAGUGCUUCUCAACACUGAGCCAUUUCACUGCUCCGCUGUAUCCUGUCGAGAUGGCCCUAAGCGUCAGGGAAGCAGCACUCCGUCAGUGGUCAGGAGGAGGAAACGCCUGAACAGGACAACAAGCGAUCCUGGAAAGGAAGUGCACUACUGCACUACUCCCACUCAGACUGAAAGCCCUUGUCCAUCCCCUCCACCCUCAAAUAUCAAACUCUGCACCACUCAAGUUCAAACUGAGAACCCUUCCCCGCCUCAAAAUUCAAAGUAUUGCACCACCCAAAGUCAAACUGAGAGACGACAUAAAUCUCCACCUUCAAGUGACAAACAAUGCACAACUCAAAUUCAAAUCACCAACUCUCGUCCAGCCCUACCUCCAAAUACUGAACAGUGCACCACUGAAAUACAAACAGACUCACCCUGUCACUCAGCUCCAAAUCAUGAACCUUGCACUACCCAGACACAAACGUGCAGCCCCUGUGCUUCCCCACCUCUGGCAGUAUCACUGAGCUCAAUGCAAAUUCAAUCGGAGAGUCCUGUAUCCCCGACUCAAGACCCUCCCAACACCCAAAUAACUACUGUGCCUUACUGUAGCUCUCCCCAACCUACAAGUGCACCAACACAGACCCCUGAACACUGCGCUAAACCACCUUGCUUCUCUCCAGCUAAGCCAGCUUGCGUCACCCCACCUCCACCCAAAGCCCUGUCCAUUCCUUGCUCCACUUCUGCACCUACUGUUGUCCAACACCCAAUCCCCUAUUAUACUGUCGUGUCACCACCAACAACCCCCUGCACAGCUGUUGUUUGCUCCAGUCCUUCCUCAACUGCACCAUCAUGCCCCACCCCAAAGUGCACCUCCCCUAUUCCAAACACAGUAUCACCAGCUCCUCUAACCUGUUCCACCCCUACCCCAGCUCCCCUAACAUGUUCCACCCCUACCCCAGCUCCUCUAACAUGUUCCACCCCUACCCCAGCUCCUCUAACAUGUUCCACCCCUACCCCAGCUCCUCUAACCUGUUCUACCCCUACCCCAGCUCCUCUAACCUGUUCCACCCCUACCCCAGCUGUAACCCCAAAUAUAACUCCGCUUGACCCCAUUAAACAUCUAAACACUGCUUUACCCAUAACACAUCCGCCACCAUACAGUGCUUCAAACGCUACAGCCCCAACAAAUAUAACACCUUGUACGUUUGUAACUCAAACUGCCCUGUCAUGCACCUCCAUAACAUAUUACUCUACCACACAUUCGGUUAGCCCCAAUGCCCCUCACUCAAAUUCUACUUCACCUUCUUAUGCCACUCUCAUACAAACUGUGUCUCAUUGCAACAUCCCAUGUCAAGCUCUGCAAAAUACCUCUUCUGCCAACACAGGCAUAACACCCUACUCCUCCCCAGUCCCCAAACUAAAAUCUUGUACUUCUCCACCUCCACUUGUGAAAACAUAUGUGUCCACUCUUCCAAAUGCACAGUCAUGUGCAACACCAACUAAAGCUGUUCCUCUUUAUUCUUCCACAUUUCGUGCUGCACCACCAUACACGCCCCCCUCUCAGGCGCCCUACAACGCUCAGGAUAAGAGGGGCAUUCGACUUCCACCUCCACCCCCGCCACCUCCACCUUAUACACCACGCAAAAAGGGAAAUGAUCCACCAGGUCCUGGAAUCCGAACACCCAUGCUCAGGGCAGACAGCAAGGCCAGCAAGAAAGAUAAAGACGAUGAGAAGGAAAAAAAGGAUAUAAAAUGUACAGACUCGCCCAAGCUCUGUGAGAGAGCCAGCUCUCUGAAGCACAGAGCUCAAACUCCGCCAGUUUCUGUGAUGAAGGGAGAGAGGCAGUCCUCCUCCUCCUCUCCUGCCAAGGCCUGUUUUAAGUCCAGCUGUCUCAGCUCAGCCCAGGCUCAGCUUGGGGUGCUACACAAAAUGCUCUGCUCAGGACCCAACGCCAGGCCCAACAACCCCAACAGCCAACACCCUCUUCCUCCAAACCAGCAGGGUUGCUCUGGAGGCAGGGGCUGCUCUGCUUCUGGGGAGCGGCCUACAGCCGGGCCCCUGACUGCCACCCAGGCUGACACACUAAGACAGGUCCAGGAAAUCCUGGGAGGGUUGGUGUCUGGUGCCAGGUGUAAACUGGACCCAUCUAGGGUGACAGAAAAGCUCCUCGGUCCCAAUGGACCCCUGCAUGACAUUCGUAGCCUGCAGACCCAGCUCCACAGUCUGGAGGGGGUCCUGGAGACCAGCCAGAACACCAUUAAGGUCCUGCUGGAUGUCAUUCAAGACCUUGAGAAGAAGGAGGCUGAGAGAGACGGAAGACAUUCAUACAGGACCGGACAGGACAUUGAGAACUGUGGGACCUGCAGGGACUGCGCCUGCAUCAUCUACAGCGUAGAGCAUGACUUUCGUCUGCAGGAAGGGCAGGUGGUACGCACAUGGAAGGUGGGCGACCCACCCGAGGGCUCGCCACAGACCCCCACUCCCCAGCCCUCCACCCCCAACCAACAAGACUCCCCUCAGCCGGUGCGACCCCCUGCCACCACCAAGAAGAACAGGAAGAAAUGUUUCUGGUUCCUCUGAGUGCUGCAGGAUGGAGAGGGAAAAAAGACAUUUUGAUACUUUAAUGCACUGCGUACCUUUCUUUUGACAAAAAAACAGACAACAAAUGAUAAACUGUGGAGAUUUGAAUAAAAGACAAGUGUGGAAUGAACUGGAAAAUUAAAAUGCAAACAUGAAACUGUGGGAGGAGGAAGGGUUGCGAAGGUGAUGAUUUUCGCUGUUAUUGUUGAAGUUGAUGAGAAUGGUUUGGAAGUAAAAGUUCAGUCCACAAUAUGACUCACAGUUAGGAAACAAUUAGGAAAUACAAAGAGAAUAUAUAUAUAUAUAGCAGGUGGAAUGGGGCAAGGGGCACCGUACAAGAGGCAAUACAGCAGAGAUGAUGGAGAGUAUUUAUAAAAGAUGAAGGGAAUAAAGUUUAUAGGCAGAGAGAGAAAAAUACAGAGGAAGGAUUCAUCUUCAUUAAUGGACUAAUGAGGGUCAGAACACCAGCUUUUAUAUCCAGAGACAUUUAAAAAGAAUUAUUAUGACGUGUAUUUAAAAGUUUUAAUAUACUGUAAUUGAUGACAAACUACUACACAUGUGCACAUACAGCACACACACAAACACAUACAUUAAGAAAUGAAGUGACAUAUUUACAUAAAAUGCAUAUAUAAAAUUGAGAAAAUGAGUGAGUUGAGUUCUGUAGAUAUCAGAGCUAUUCUGCUUGAAUGCUAUAUUUCAGAUAUGGAUUACUGCUCUAUAAAAGUAUUUUACCACA